AAGCCAUUACUUCAUGUACUGCAUAAAAUUAAAAUUAUUUCUGUUGGUUUCUAUGGCGGUGCAGUUGUUAAUGAAACUUUGCUUAUCUGUAAGUUUUAUGUGAAUGUACUUCAGUAGCUUUAAAGCAGUUUGAAUCUGUGUUACUGAAGUAACUCCAGCUCAGCAAUGAAUGUAGUAGAAUUAGGUUUGCUGUACUUUUGGAAGUCAGACAGCAGAGCCUGGGAAGCUGACCUGCAAACCACCUAAUCCAGCUUGGGUCUACUGAGAUUCAGAUAGAAGGAAACAAUCAAAAUACCUUUUGCCAACUUUGGAAGGAAAAGAGGAAAGAGACCUACUGGUGUCAUCUUUACAGUCAAAAAGUGGGAGCAGCUGCCAAGUUUGUUCUGUGAGCACCUCUUGCUGAGCACCAGAAAUAUGGAUAGACUUCUGCGACUGGGAGGAGGUAUGCCUGGGCUGGGACAGGGGCCACCAACAGAUGCUCCUGCAGUUGAUACAGCGGAACAGGUUUAUAUCUCUUCCCUUGCACUGCUGAAAAUGUUGAAGCAUGGUCGUGCUGGUGUCCCUAUGGAAGUUAUGGGUCUGAUGCUUGGGGAAUUUGUUGAUGAUUAUACUGUGAGAGUGAUUGAUGUUUUUGCAAUGCCACAGUCUGGAACGGGUGUCAGUGUGGAGGCAGUUGAUCCUGUAUUUCAAGCAAAAAUGUUGGAUAUGCUGAAACAGACGGGAAGACCUGAGAUGGUAGUUGGUUGGUAUCAUAGUCAUCCUGGCUUUGGCUGUUGGUUGUCUGGUGUAGAUAUCAAUACUCAGCAGAGCUUUGAAGCCUUAUCAGAAAGAGCUGUUGCUGUGGUGGUGGAUCCCAUUCAGAGUGUAAAAGGAAAGGUUGUUAUUGAUGCCUUCAGAUUGAUCAAUGCUAAUAUGAUGGUCUUAGGACAUGAACCACGACAAACAACUUCAAAUCUGGGUCACCUAAACAAGCCAUCUAUCCAGGCACUAAUCCAUGGACUAAACAGACAUUACUAUUCCAUCACCAUCAACUACAGGAAGAAUGAACUAGAACAGAAGAUGCUGCUAAAUUUGCAUAAGAAGAGUUGGAUGGAAGGUUUGACACUUCAGGACUACAGUGAACAUUGCAAACUCAAUGAAACAGUAGUGAAGGAGAUGUUAGAAUUAGCUAAGAAUUAUAACAAGGCUGUUGAAGAAGAAGAUAAGAUGACACCUGAACAGCUGGCAAUAAAAAAUGUUGGCAAGCAGGACCCUAAACGUCAUUUAGAAGAGCAUGUGGAUGUGCUGAUGACCUCAAACAUUGUCCAGUGUUUAGCUGCUAUGUUGGAUACGGUUGUAUUUAAAUAACUGAUUUACCAUUGGUGAUACUUUCUGUGUAUAUUUGUUUAUUGUUUCUAAUACAAAACAGAGACUGUUGAGGCUCUAUUUGAUUAAACGGGGACAUCUGACUUCAUUUGCAAUGUAAGUGCAGCACUAUAACACCUCUCAGUCUCUAAUUGUGCAUUUGCUUCAGUUUCUUUAUGUCAAGGUCCUCACAGAUUCCAAAGCAUUCAAGAACACAAUGUGGGGAAAAAAUUGAGUACCUUUUCAUUUAAUAUUUGGGGGGGGAG
This is a messenger RNA of Agelaius phoeniceus (red-winged blackbird), 1610 nucleotides long. The record is from RefSeq and is a predicted model, not a curated record. Lineage: Eukaryota; Metazoa; Chordata; Aves; Passeriformes; Icteridae.